Molecule: messenger RNA, 1158 nt
Organism: Symbiodinium pilosum
Lineage: Eukaryota; Dinophyceae; Suessiales; Symbiodiniaceae
Source: the annotation of a GenBank genome assembly
AUGCAACAAGUGAACUUGAAGAAGCUAAUCAGCAGGGACAAAUUGGAUGAUCAGGGAACAGAGGGAGCUCGCUUGAGUGCAGCGGCCUCUCAUGCUGUGAGGACCUUUGGCGGUGUUGCUGUGGAAGAGCUCCGUGAUGAGCUCUUGCCGCCUCCCACACCGCUUUCUCAGAGGUGCACAGGCGCUGCGGAAGGGCCGCGGUCGUUGGUCGGGGCGUGCUCUUUCCAGAACCAGGGCAAGAACGGGGAGAAUCAGGAUAGCUGGAUUGCGGCAGAGAGCGGAACCAAGAGCUUGCUGGCCGUCCUGGACGGACAUGGCGAGCAAGGCAAGCGCGUCUCCGAGUACGCACGAUCGCAGCUAGCCAGGAGUCUCUAUGCUAACAAGGAACUCUACACAAAGCCAGCAUCCGCACUCCAAAGUGCAUAUGCGGAAACUCAGAAAGGGAUCGAGCGCAGCCAUGCCAUCGAUGCGCAACGCUCCGGAACUACAGCCGUGAUCUGCUAUCGUCAUCGUGACAAGCUGGUCGUUGCCAAUGUCGGUGACUCCCGGGCAGUACUCGGGCGAUGCAGCUCACGCGAGGGCGAUGGCUGUUUGCACGGCCUGCGUGCUGUGGACUUAUCCAGCGACCAGCGGCCUAUGCGGGAAGAUGAGCGGCAUCGGAUAUUGCAACAGGGCGGGGCUGUCCAUCCAAGCGCCAUACCAAUGCGGCAAGGCUUCGGCCCUCCUGUCUUGGUCCGCGUUGGUCCCGAGCGAGUCUGGGACAAGACCGGCCGAUGCGGCCUCUGCGUUACGCGCUCACUAGGAGACUUGUCAAUGCAUCCCUUCGUCAUCGCUGAGCCAGAGGUCACUGAAAGGAUGAUCUCCUCCAAAGACAAAGUUCUCAUCCUCGGCAGCGAUGGAGUAUGGGAUCGUUUGAACUCGCAGGAGGCUGUCGACAUUGCAGCGCGGCAUUCCGAUCCCAAUGCGGCUGCGCGGGAAAUCGCCAGCAUAGCGCGACAACGCUGGCAUGCGGAGACUCAAGGCCAGCUUUCCGAUGACAUCACCGCGGUGGUGAUGCAUCUAGAGCAUGGCGAUAGCACUGCGCGGACAAUGCCAACAUCCCGCCCCGCAUCAAAGCCUCCACGGCUGCUGCCGGAGACGCGUCUCAGGCCAGCGUGA